AUGGCAACCUCUAGCACAUCCCCAAGCAUUCCAACGAAAAGGAAGAAGGUUGUUGUAUCAAUGGAGCAGAAACUUGAGGCAAUCAAGAGACUGGACAAUGGAGAGACAUUGCAGAAGGUAGCAGAUGACUAUGGCGUUGGAAGGUUCAGAGACAAAGGUGUGCCUAUUUCAGGACCUAUUUUGCAGCAAAAGGCAUUGCAUUUUCAAAAGGAAUUUGAUGAAGGGGACCUAGGUUUUACAGCCAGUGUUGGUUGGCUUGACAGGUGGAAGAGACGUUACGGAGUCUGUCAGUUAUGUAUCUGUGGAGAGAAACUAUCAUCUGAUUUUCAAGAGAUGGAGACAUUCAAGAAAAAAUUUCUAGACCUUGUUGAAACUGAAAGCCUAACGGCCGAUCAGAUAUUUAAUUGUGAUGAGACCGGCCUCAAUUACAAACUGUUACCCAGUAAGAGCCUUGCAUCCAGAACUGAAGCAACAGCUCCAGGCUACAAGCAUAGUAAAGAAAGGCUGACAAUUUUAGCAUGCAGCAGUGCAUCUGCAAACCUCAAAAUGGACCUUGUACUGAUUGGGAAGUCCAAAAAUCCAAGAGCCUUUAAAAGCAUCUCAAAGACUGUUCUUCCUGUGAAGUACUACAGUCAAAAAAGUGCGUGGAUGAGCAGAGAAAUUUUCAAAGAAUGUUUUUUUAAAGAAUUCGUUCCUUCCACGGAGAAAUUUUUGAGAGACAAUGACCAUCCCAGAAAAGCAGUUUUGUUGCUAGACAAUGCCCCAACACACCCUGAUGCAGAGGAGCUUCAAGAUGGGAACAUUAAGGCUAUGUUUCUCCCACCUAAUGUCACCGCCAUAUGCCAACCGAUGGAUCAGGGCGUUUUAGAAACGCUAAAAAGGAACUAUCGCAGGAAGUUGCCGUCAACACUGAUAGAAGAAUCUGAGGAAGGGCAAGACAUGAUUGAAAGACUGAAACGCAUCAAUUUAAGGAUGUUGCUUAUUGGGUUGCAAGGGCUUGGGUUGCUAUGCGAGAAUGAAGAAGAUGAUGAUGAAAUUAUGGGAAGCACAGAUGAAGACAAAGAAAGCAUUCUACCCUUAGUACACCGUAUCCCAGGUUGUGUGGAUGUGUCUUCUCAUGAGGUUGACAGCUGGAUGAAAGAACACGAUCAAUAUGAAAUCACUGAUGAAGAAAUUGUUGCUCUUGUAAAUAGUGGUGAUGGUGAUGGUGACGAAAUAGAAAUUGAUGAGCAAGCAUCAUCUGUUCAACCUGUCACAAUCUCACAUGGCGAUGGGGUUAGGGCUCUAGAAACUGCAAUGAAGUACAUCGGGCAACAAGAGGAGGCUACGGGGAUGGACAUUAUGAUGCUGCAAAGAUGGCGAGAUUUGGCUGCAAAGAAACAUCAAUCCUCAGGAAAGCAGAAAAAGAUCAGUGACUUUUUCAAAGUGUCAGUGGACUGA
Molecule: messenger RNA, 1440 nt
Organism: Sceloporus undulatus (fence lizard)
Lineage: Eukaryota; Metazoa; Chordata; Lepidosauria; Squamata; Phrynosomatidae
Product: jerky protein homolog-like
Exons: 3
Coding region: 1-1440 (479 amino acids)
Cellular component (GO): nucleus
Molecular function (GO): DNA binding
Source: RefSeq, a predicted model, not a curated record